AUGGGGAAAUUUACGAGCUGAAUAUCCUUGGGAGGAAGAUGUUCGUCGUUAGCACAGCCAAGCUGAUGAACGACGUCUCUGAUGACAAAAAGUUCUUCAAGAAUAUAAACGGGCCGUUAUUCCUGGUCCGAAACGCAGUCGGAGAUGGCUUGUUUACCGCGUACAAUGAAGAGCCCAAUUGGAGCCUUGCCCACCGUCUCCUCAUGCCUGCCUUUGGCACGGCAUCGAUCCGCGGCAUGUUCCCGGACAUGGUGGACAUAGCCUCGCAGCUGGUCCUCAAAUGGGACAGAUUUGGCCCCAAGCAUCGGAUCGAUCCCGCGGAGGACUUUACGCGUCUGACCUUUGACACCAUAGCGCUAUGUGCGAUGUCGUACCGGCUGAAUUCAUUCUACCGCGAGAGCAGUCAUUCCUUCAUUCAGUCCAUGGGCGACUUCCUCGUAGAGUGUAACCUGCGCGCGAACCGACCAGGACUCCUCACGUCCGUGAUGAUGCAGACAAACGCCAAAUACGACUCAGACAUCAAGACUUUGACAGGGCUCGCAGAUGAAAUCAUCGCCGAGAGGAGACGAAAUCCGACAGACAAAAAGGAUCUCCUAAACAUCAUGCUGUACUCGAAAGAUCCAAAAACUGGAGAGAUGUUGUCAGACUUGAAUAUUCGGAAUAACCUACUGACAUUCUUGAUCGCUGGGCAUGAGACUACCUCGGGACUGCUAACAUUCGCCCUUUAUCACCUCAUCAAAAACCCAGAGGCUAUGCGAAAAGCUUAUGAAGAGGUUGAUAAUGUCCUUGGCGACCGACAGAUACAGUUUCCCGAUAUCGGUAAACUGAAGUACAUCGACGCUGUCCUCCGCGAGACUAUGCGUCUCACCCCGAGCACGCCUAUGCGGACUAUCCGACCUUUCGAGGACAUUACUAUUGGUGGUGGAAAAUACUUCGUUUCGAAGGAUCACACUGUGGUCAUCAACACGAUCGUUGCACAACGUGACCCUACUGUGUGGGGCGAAGAUUCAAACGAGUUCCAUCCUGAGCGCAUGUUGGAUGGCAAGUUCGAAGCUCUCCCGCCCAACGCUUGGCAGCCCUUUGGUUUCGGCAUGCGCGCCUGCAUUGGUCGUCCGUUCGCCUGGCAGGAAGUUCUCAUCGUUUUCGCGAUCCUUCUGCAAAAAUUUGACUUUGUCCUUGAUGACCCCUCAUACGAGCUCGAGCUCAAGCAGUCUCUAACUAUCAAGCCUGCGCAUUUUUACGUCCAUGCACUCCCGCGUCAGGGCGAACCGCACCCACUCGCCACUCCGUCCGCCGCGACCUUCAGCUUACACGCGCAGGAGGCGAGCAAGGCAAGCUUACCCGUGUCUCCCGGCGCUGAGGCGAAGCAGCCGAUGUACGUUCUAUACGGGUCGAACACCGGAACAUCGGAGAGCUUCGCUCAGCAUAUUGCUAACGAUGCCGCCAUGCAUGGCUUUCGUGCAACGCUCGGCACUCUCGACUCUGUUGCCGACCACCUACCCACCGACGGGCCUAUAGUCAUUGUAUGCGCGUCCUUUGAGGGCGAACCCGCCGACAAUGCCGCACACUUUGUCGAGCGGCUCACGAGCCUACAGGGCCAGCCCCUGCAGAAUCUGCGUUAUGCAGUGUUUGGGUGUGGCCAUCGCGACUGGUUCCGCACGUACCAGCGCAUCCCGAAGCUGGUCGACCAGACUCUAGAGGACCGCGGUGCACAACGGCUCACGACGCGUGGAGAGGGCGAUGCUGGGAGCUCGGAGUUCUUCGAGGCGUUCGAGGCGUGGGAGGCUAAGCUCUGGGAGAUUCUGCCCGAGGAAUACAACACGGCGGUGAAGCAAGACGCCACUACAGGGCUGAAGGUCGAGAUAGUCGGCGAUUCCACCGCGCGAGCCGCUGAUCUACGACAACAUGACGCUGCGUUGGGCACAGUCGUCGAGAAUCGGAUUUUGACUGCGCCAGGCGUUCCGGAGAAGAGACACAUUGAAUUCGAGCUCCCGGCAGGAAUGUCUAGUCGCGCUGGUGAUUAUUUGGCCAUUCUGCCAUCCAAUCCGCCUCGAGACGUUCGUCGAGUGCUUGCUCGUUUCGGCAUGCUUCCUGAGCAACAAGUCGUGCUCUCCUCUUCUGGGCCUACGUCUCUUCCCGUUGGAAGGCCUAUCUCCGCACUUGAUCUUCUCUCGGGAUACGUCGAACUAUCGCAGCCGGCCACGGCUCGCGAUGUUCGUGCUCUUCUGAACUGCGAAGGCUCGGACGGCACCAAGCAAUCUCUGCAGGUGUUACUGGAGUCCUAUAGCGACGAGGUCCUUCGUCGCAGACUCAGCGUAUUGGAUCUCCUCGAGCAAUACCCCGACAUUAAGCUGCUAUUCGCUGCGUACCUCGUACUCCUUCCAUCGAUGCGUAUCCGCCAAUACUCUAUCUCCUCGUCUCCUCUCUGGAACGCGCAGCGUGUCACCCUCACAGUCAGCGUGCUUGAUGCACCCGCGAUAUCGGGACGUAAGAAGCCCUUUCUUGGUGUCGCGUCGACCUAUCUCGCCAACCUGAGCCCCGGUGACAGAGUACAGAUGGCCGUGCGUGGGUCAAACACGGCGUUCCACCUUCCGCAGGACCCGCGGAUGCCGCUCGUGCUGUUUGCCGCGGGCUCGGGUCUCGCUCCAAUGCGCGGCUUUCUGCAGGAGCGUGCUCUGCAGAAGAAGGCAGGCCGUGAGGUCGGGAGGGCGGUGCUAUUCUUUGGAUGCCGCAGCCCCGAUGAAGACUAUUUGUACUCGGACUCGGACUUGAAGGAGUGGGAAGAGCUUGGUGUGGUCGAGUUGCGUCCUGCCUUCUCGCGUACGCCCGAGAAGUCGGAAGGAUGCAAAUAUGUUCAAGAUCGUGUCUGGCACGAUCGUCGGGCACUUGACGGCCUUUACGAAGCAGGAGCGAAGUGGUUCGUCUGUGGCUCUGGCAAGGUUUCAAGCGGCGUGAAGGUCGUUCUGACAGCCAUGAUCAAAGAAUCGAGAGGUUACGAUGAUAAAGAGGCCGCUGGAGCUUUCGAACGUGCCACAGUCGGCCGGUUUGCCACCGAUAUAUUCGAAUAAAGUGGCACUUCCUCGGCUACCUAGAUAAAAAUCCCACCUCGUAUAUGGAGUGUAGAGAGACCUAUUGCUGAAGGAGUAUGACUCGGAAUUCUUGUCCAUAUUCAGGGCCGAUUUGUGCAAGCGGCUGUAUUGUAGUAUUCUGUCGCUAAUAUGGCGGCCAAUGUUACCUGCCCGGUUGCAUCUGACUCUCUACGACUUCCGUAGAAGAGCUGAGGAUGCGGCGUCGGGGUCGACGUUCGG
Phanerochaete carnosa HHB-10118-sp is the source of this 3308-nucleotide messenger RNA. RefSeq lists its product as uncharacterized. Gene Ontology annotation, cellular component: cytosol. Gene Ontology annotation, molecular function: NADPH-hemoprotein reductase activity; heme binding; aromatase activity. The transcript has 19 exons. The coding region runs from base 39 to 3068 and encodes 1009 amino acids. Lineage: Eukaryota; Fungi; Basidiomycota; Agaricomycetes; Polyporales; Phanerochaetaceae. The record is from RefSeq and is a predicted model, not a curated record.